Helianthus annuus (common sunflower) is the source of this 1574-nucleotide messenger RNA. RefSeq lists its product as uncharacterized. Bases 290 to 1090 code for a protein of 266 amino acids. The transcript has 6 exons. The record is from RefSeq and is a predicted model, not a curated record. NCBI's taxonomy places the organism in Eukaryota, Viridiplantae, Streptophyta, Magnoliopsida, Asterales, Asteraceae.
CAGUUGGGCGUAGGGUGGAUCUCCCCUCUGACGGGUCUGUAAGAAAAUUAACUGGUGCCUCUGAUGGGUCUGUAACAAAAUGAAAACCAGAAAAAGAUCUCAAGAAAGCUUACCAACUUCUCAUUGCUCAUCAAAUUGCAAAUUGCAAAUGGAAAAAGGCUUCCUUGGUCAAAAUUAGGUCAAUUUUUUUUAGAAAUCAUGAAAUUGAGUCAAAAAUGAUACAAAUGAGCAAAUUUCCAGCCAGAUUCCUGCGAUUUGGAGAUUUCGACGUGUCUACGGCGACUUUCGGAUGGAUAAUUCGGAAUGGUGUCGAUGUGAUGAACAAUUAUUGACACUAUUAGCCAAGGUGCGCGAUGAAGAAGAAGUGUCUAUGGGGACAGAUACCAAUAAUGCAUUUUAUAAAAACUUUGCUGCAAGACUUUCAGCCGAUCUAGCUGUUCCUAUAUCAGAUGAUGAUGUUGCCGACCGUGUGCGUCAUCAUAGAGUUGUUUUUAAAAGUUAUAGGGCUAAUCCGGCUAAAUUCCAACAUACUCAUAUUGGCAGUUCUGAAUACGGUCAGUUGCUUAUAAGAUGCUUUGGUAUUGAGAAGAAGAACAUAAGAGUCCCGCGAAAUCUGGGAAGCAGGCAAUCUCGCAGUUUCGAUAGCACUUCCUCUGUAGCUCGAACUGCAGCUGCGGUAGCCACCGACCCCAAAAUAACAUUGGAGGACGAGCUUGCCCGUGUUCUUUCACACUUACAUAGCCAACAUGGGCUGGAUGCCAACAGAUUAACGCUCUUUUCAUCUUUCUGUGAGCGAAAACAGUUGGUCAGUCGAGUGUUUUUGAACUUGGAAGGGCAUGCCAAGAGGCUCAGUUUUAUAAGUGAUCUUAAUCUGAGUGGUUAUACCAUAAGCGCUUGUGAUGGGACCGACAAUACCAUGGGAUCUCCUAACAUGCCUGAAAUUUUCUGGGAGAGGUUUACUUUUAGAUUGGUACAGGAUCUCAAGCUUGACAUAGUGAUAACAGAAGAAACUGUUGCCGAAUGCGAAAGAUUUGGAAGGUCCCUUAAAGACUUGCACCUGGCAAUGGAGGGGAAUUCCAGACUGAUGUAGUCAAGUCAUCACAUUCUGGAAGAAUUGCUGGAUUUUUUAUGAACCCCUAUGCUCAAGGUUUCCCCUACUUUAUGAAUUAGAACUGGUAAAGAAUGUAUCAGUAGUGGCAGAAAGGAUGCAGGUAUCUAAUGGAAUUUCGGUUAUGAAGUUCCAGUGGAGUCGGUACCCAGGCACGCUGGAUGAGUUGAGACAGCUUGAAGAUCUAACUGCUGAACGAGGUUGUUUUAACGACGGUUGCAGGUGGUGGUGGCUUGUGGAUGGUGACCGAUGCUAUGAUUGAAGGUAAAAAAGUUUUUUGUGAAUUUGGGCUUUAAUAAUUUGUGCCAAUGAUGAUUCAUUUUAAAAUGUUGGAAUUACCGAUGUAUUUAUAUAGUGAUGAUUCAUUUUAAUUUUUGGGGUUUUGAGGAUUACUAGUUUUGGGGGUUUUUGGUUGGUGAGUUGAUUUGGAGAUGGUGAUUGUAGAUGAUGAAGGGUGGUAGUGGUG